AUGUCCGAUGACUUGAUCCAGCACCAGAUGCACGUCGACCAUACCUACCCUUCUGACGAGGAGCAUUCCGUUCUCGAGGACGACUCCGACGGCGAGGAUAGGGACCUUGACUACAUGGACGACGACGAUGGCUCGUCCUCCCUCUCCAUCCCAAACGAGUCUAUCGACUUCGACCUCGUCUAUGCCCUCCACAGUUUUGCUGCAACCGUCGAAGGCCAGGCCAAUGUAGUUAAAGGCGAUUCCCUCUUCUUAAUGGACGACAGCAACAGCUACUGGUGGCUUGUCCGCGUCCUCAAGACCCAAGAAGUCGGCUACAUCCCUGCUGAGAACAUCGAGACGCCCUUCGAGCGGUUGGCCAGGCUCAACAAGCACCGUAACGUCGACCUUGCUUCUGCCACGCAAGCGGAGCUUCAAGAGUCUCGCGACCGCCUGUACUCUUCCCGCACAGGGUCAAACCAAGCGCACACCCCUUCCCCCAUACCUGGCCGUCAGCCAUCGCAAAACUCCAGGCGCAUUCACUUCAAACACUCCUACGGCGUACACCGUUACGCCCCUGCCAUCUGGAAUGAGGACGAAGAAGAGGACGAGGAUGCAGAGUGGGACGACGAAGACUACGAGGACGAGGACCCGGAGCUUGCAGAAGAAUGGGAGGAGCGCGAGCGUGCCGCGCGCGGUGGUGAGCAGGGGGCCUCGCAACCAAGCGGCCCUGAGCCCGACGAUGGGAUGAGCUGGGAGGACGGGGCCGCCGAAGAGAUGCAGCGCGAGCGCCAGCAGCCACAACAACCGCUUCCUCCAGCCCAGAUACAGAUCGACGACAAGUUGCGCCAGCAAGGAGGCCCGCCUCAGGGCGCCGUCCAGCCCCUCCGCACCCAAGCCGCACGCGACAAGCUCGUCAUCAUGCAGGAUGAGGCCGCGCCCAGUUCCCCCUCCUCGCCGGGCAGGACCAUGGACCCCGCACAAGCGACAGAGACACGCAAGUUGUCAGUGACGCCACCAGUCGCUCGUUCGGCGGAAUACGAGCCUUCCGCUCAGGGUGGCCCGCUGCUCCCCAGCGCUAUCAUGCAGCAGCAGUCGGAGGAGCGCAAACGCACUCGCGAAGAGAUCGAGGCUCUGGAGGAAGCUGCCCGCAAGAAGGUCAACCUCAACGCUGGUAGACCUGCGAACGGCGCGGCACAGGCUAAAGUCACAUCCACGGUCACCGUCAGCGACUCCGGAUCGACGGGCAAAUCGAGCAGUGGCAAACUGCGUAAGGAGCGGGAUCGCGGGAAUGACACAACAGACGAUGAGGGCGGAAAGGAUAAGGACAAGAAGAAAAAGAGCGGUGGUGUGUUCGGAGGGCUCUUCGGGCGAAAGAAGGACAAGGAUAAGGAUAAGGGCAAAGACAAGUCCGAUACGGGCAGCGCCGUCAGCGUCGAGUCGCUCACUCGCGAAUCUGAAGAAUCCGGUCGUUCGCGCUCGUCGCCGCUCACUUCUCCCGAGGCCUCCUCCCCCGUCACGACAAACGCGCGCCAGCAGCAACAGCAGGCUAUGAUCAUGCAGCAGAAGAAUUCCACCGACCCCAAGCGCCCAUUGCAGUCUGUCUUGAUCCCACCGCAGCCCGAGACUCAGUCUCCCCAAACGAGUCCUUCGCAAGAGAAUCCAACGGGUCAGAUUCAGCUCUCUCAGCAUGUCUCGCAGCUCCGGCAGCGCGAUCAACAGCAGCAGGCUCUCUAUCAGCAGUAUCUCAACCGCUCGCCAGCUACGCCUCCGGAGGCCCAGCCGUCCUAUGGCCUCCAGUCUGCUUCCGCUGUCUUGCAAGGCUCAAUGUCUUUCGCCUCGUCCACGAGUUCUACUUCCGGUCUCUCUGUAAGCGGCUCCCGUCCACGUCCGGGCUCCUUGGUCCUAUCUCCGACUUCCAUGGACGGACAAGGCGUCGGUCUACCCGACCUCAGCGUUGUCCGUGUGUUCGCGGGAGACCACCUCCAGACCGAGGCGACGUUCAAGACGGUGUUACUCAACAACUCCACGACGGCGUCGGACCUGGUCCGCCAAGCCAUCCAGCGAUUCCGUCUUCCUGCCGGAGAGGAUGAGAAGGAGUACUACCUCACCAUCAAGCAGGUGGAGGGCUCAUCGGCGGUGCUCCGUCCCGAGGAGAAGCCACUUGGUGUCUUCGAGUCGCUCGUGGAGGCUGCUCUGGAGUUGCCGAAGGUCAAGCGUAGCAGCGUGGGUAGUAUCAGCUCCGUCGCCAGCAAUCUUUCGAUGCAUCCAGCGAUCAAGAAGCUGUCGAUGAACGACUUCACGGACGACUCUCAGGUCAAGUUCUACUUGAAUCGCCGUAGUCGGGCCGACGAUAGCAUCGGUGACGAAGGCGACGACACGCUUCUUGCUGAGAGUGUUGAUGGAGAUAACGAGUCUACGCGUGGCCGAGGACAUUUCCUUUCUGUGUCUACUUCUGGUGGGAACACGGUUCCUCCAGAGCGCUUCAGCUCGCCAUCGUUCCGCUUCGGCUUGCAGCUCGUCAUCUAUCCUGACGACCUCCCAGACGACAUGGUCUUUGAUCCUCAAACCGAGGCGAUUGUCUUUAAGAACACGCUCCGCAACCGUCCGCAGGCGAGCCAGGUCCCUUCGCCGGGCAUCAGCCAGAACUUCCGCAAGAAGAUCUUUGUUUUCCCCAAGAACAUCACUGUCGCCGAGGUCAUCGAACAGGGCUUGGACCGCUUUGGCAUACCUGAAGGUGUCGUGGACGGCGGAGACGAGAUCGAGGACAAGCAAACCAAGCGAAGGAGCUCUUCCCGCGUCCGAUACGGUCUUGCCGUGGAGGUCAAUGGCAAGGAACGCGAACUAGCACCUUCGAGCAAAGUUAUUGAUGCUUUCCCGCGCCCGCCCGCUUACCGCCAAGUUGAUCGUAGGUUCAGUGACAGCAAACGUCGAUCCAUCGACUCUGCGCAGUUGCUCUUGGGUUCGCUUGACGACGUCCGGCCUGACGACCCUAUCUUCAUCCUCCGUCGCGCCGUCGCCUAUCGCAACUCCUCUGCUCGGCAUCGCUCGUCGGCACCCCUUGACGAGCUCGCAUUGCAACAACUUCGAGAGUCGGUGGCUAGCUCGAGCACAGCAUCUGACACCACUGCCCAUGAAGAGCCCAAGCGCCAGAUGUCCAAGCAGGAGCUCAUUGCAGCUCAGCGUGCGGCUACACGCGCCAAUCAGCGCGCCAUCCUUUCUGCGCAGGCGAACUCAGCGCGGGGUCUGGACGUCCUCCUGCCAAGCAAUGCCAUGAUUCGAAGCUCUCGCUACGACGUUGACGAUAGGAUGCGUUACUCGUAUGUUGAACCUGAUGGCGAGACGUACGAUAUCAGCGACAUUGUCGAGAAGGAAUGGCGGAACGAGGUCGGACCUUCAGGCCACAAAUCUUCUUCGUCCGGUGACAAUCUCGAUCUCCUGCACGGUGUCCUUGCCCAUGGCAAGGAUGGCUUAGGCGCGAAACUCGAUCGGGUACUUAGCAAGAUCAAGCAUGAGAAGGAGACAGGGAGGGCACCGGUAUCACAGGCCUCCUCCGACCAGGGCUUCGGCUCCGCGCGUAGCAGCACUGACUCGGCCUAUCCUGCCUCGGAGACCGCACAGGAAGUGUCGUCUUCCCGGACAGCUACCCCCACUGCACGCGAUGCUGCCAGGUCGAAUUCCGCCGCUGCAACUAGCCAGCGUGUCGGAUCCCCGGCCGUCUCCAGAUUAUCUAGCUACCGUACUGCCAGUCCGGGAGAGUCAGACAUGUCCCGCGCACCCACUGCUACCCCGACCUCAGGCAGUCGCAUCCGUGGAUAUCCUGCUCCGCACGAGCGGCAAGCAUCCUUCGCAUCUGCCGUCUCUGACUACCGAACUGCUACCCCAUCCUCGCCACUCCCGCUGGGUGGCAUGGCGGCGAUUCCCGCUCGGAAGGACGAUCGGCCCAAGCUCGUUCUCCCAAGAAAUGACUUCGGUCUGAACGAGAUGAUGGCGGUCAUUGAGAUGCGCGCUUCGCUAAACAACAAGAUACCCGAGCAUCAGCCGCUGGAUUCGGUCGAAGAGAUGUUGUUUGGGAAGCCCAUCGAACCGCACACUCUGCAUCCCGAUAUCAGAGAUGUCUAUGCUAGCACAUUCAAGCAGCUGGAGGAAAUGGAUCAGGUAAGGUCUUGGCCUGUCAUGCACCAUUCAUAUGGUCGCUUACGAUUGCUCCGCAGACUCUGGAUGAGCUUUUGCAACAAGCAAUACACGUCCACUAAGCUGUUGACGGUAUAUUCAUCGCUCUUUCGCAUGUAUCUUACAUUCGCCACAUUUGGUUAG
Molecule: messenger RNA, 4293 nt
Organism: Dichomitus squalens LYAD-421 SS1
Lineage: Eukaryota; Fungi; Basidiomycota; Agaricomycetes; Polyporales; Polyporaceae
Exons: 3
Coding region: 1-4293 (1430 amino acids)
Biological process (GO): signal transduction; establishment or maintenance of actin cytoskeleton polarity
Cellular component (GO): microtubule cytoskeleton; cell tip
Molecular function (GO): protein binding
Source: RefSeq, a predicted model, not a curated record